AUGUUGGAAGACGAGUCUGGUCGACUCCGCCUUGUUGGCUCCUUUCUUUCAGCGACACACUUGGUGACAGGCGCUAUCAUUGCAGCUCUAGGAACGGAAAACUCGAAUGGUGAUUUCGAAGUGAUCGACAUCAAGGUUCCGGACCUGCCCCCGCAGCCUCAACGAUGGGAGAGAGAUGGAGGAUCCCCACCAGACACACAAAAGGGCUCCGAGAGAGGUGGCAAGAUUGCCUUUGUUAGUGGACUGGGAAUUACAGGCUCGUCAAGUGAUACGCUUUCUUUGCAGCUGUUGACAGACUACCUUUUGGGCUAUGUGGGAUUCUCAGGCAGUGAUGAGAACAGCCCUUCUGCGAAUGCCUCCAAAAUCAGUCGACUCGUCAUUGCAGGAAACUCACUGGGUGCAAGCGUGACCGCCGAAGCAGCAACAGCAGGCUCUGAUAACGCUGCCAAGAAGAAGGCCGCGCCGAAGAAGUACGGAUAUGAUGCUUCUGCUUACAAUGCCUCGCCCAUUACACAACUCGACAACUUCCUCGCGGAAAUCCUACCCAGUAUUCCCAUCACUCUGAUGCCCGGCGAACAGGACCCGGCGAACUUCUCUCUACCUCAGCAGGCCAUCCAUCGCGCUAUGUUCCCUCAAUCCAGAGCCUACUGCGCACCUCCAGCAUCUGCGGAUUCUAAGCCAGAGCCAGGCUGGUUUGACAGUGUCACAAACCCAUGGGAAGGUGAUGUAGAAGGAUGGCGUAUUUGGGGCUCCAGUGGCCAGAAUGUCGACGAUGUACUGCGGUAUCUCGACUUUGCUGGCGAAGACGGCAAUCUUGAGACUGAUGACACCGAUGCACGAAUGCGCAUCAUGGAGGCCAUGCUCCGCUGGCGAUGCGGCGUUCCCACGGCUCCCGACACCCUUUGGUCCUAUCCUUUCCAAGAUAUCGACCCGUUCGUCCUCGAGACUUGUCCGCACAUUUUCUUCACCGGAAAUCAGCCAGCCUUCAAGACCACAGUAAUCGAAGAUAUCAUUCCUCUUAAUUUGGACGGCGGUGAUACCGAGAUGACCGACAGUGGCACUACUGCCCCAGCCCGGGUACGGAUCAUGUCCAUUCCUCGCUUCCAGGAAACUGGGGAGCUGGUCUUGCUUGAUACUGAGACUCUGGAAGUCGAGGUGGUUCGGUUCGGUGCAUUUUCGGGAAAGGAAGACAAAAAAUAA
This is a messenger RNA of Penicillium argentinense, 1200 nucleotides long. Its product is annotated as DNA-directed DNA polymerase delta subunit POL31. The transcript is spliced from 2 exons. Gene Ontology annotation, cellular component: delta DNA polymerase complex. Gene Ontology annotation, biological process: DNA strand elongation involved in DNA replication; DNA replication. Bases 1 to 1200 code for a protein of 399 amino acids. Gene Ontology annotation, molecular function: DNA binding. Lineage: Eukaryota; Fungi; Ascomycota; Eurotiomycetes; Eurotiales; Aspergillaceae. The record is from RefSeq and is a predicted model, not a curated record.